ACACGCUCGGCGCUCGCGGCGGGCGGAAGUGAGGUGCCGGCGGCUGGCGGCCGCGGAGUCUUCGGCGAGACCUACCGGGCCCUGUCUGUGCCGGCCGUGAGCUGCGGCAGGACGGCUGGAGUAAAUCUUGGUGCCAAUAAUGGAACGAACACUGGACACAGGACUGGGGAAGACUGGAUUUCAGCUUAGGAGAAGAAUACUAAGAAGUUUCAGCAGUGGAAUGCCUACUCUUCUUAUAACCGGAGUGGAAACGGAAGCAUUUUGUGAGAGGGCUGGAGGGAAGAUUACUUCUCUAACAGGAUCACCAGUUUGCUCCACAAAGCACAAUGUCUCGAUCACGACAACCCCCCCUUGUGACCGGCAUCUCUCCAAAUGAAGGGAUACCAUGGACGAAGGUCACAAUCAGGGGAGAAAAUCUGGGGACUGGCCCCACCGACCUCAUAGGCUUGACCAUUUGUGGACAUAAUUGCCUCCUGACGGCAGAAUGGAUGUCUGCAAGUAAAAUAGUAUGUCGAGUGGGACAAGCCAAAAAUGACAAAGGAGACAUUAUUGUCACCACUAAGUCAGGUGGCAGAGGAACCUCAACAGUCUCUUUCAAGCUACUCAAACCUGAGAAAAUAGGCAUUUUGGAUCAGUCUGCUGUGUGGGUUGAUGAAAUGAAUUAUUAUGAUAUGCGCACUGACAGGAACAAAGGAAUUCCGCCCUUGUCCUUACGUCCUGCUAACCCGCUUGGCAUUGAGAUUGAAAAAAGUAAAUUUUCGCAGAAGGACUUAGAAAUGCUAUUCCAUGGAAUGAGUGCUGAUUUUACAAGUGAGAAUUUCUCAGCAGCCUGGUAUCUUAUAGAGAAUCACUCAAACACCAGUUUUGAGCAGCUCAAAAUGGCAGUCACCAACCUAAAGAGACAGGCUAACAAGAAGAGUGAGGGCAGCCUGGCCUAUGUGAAAGGCGGUCUCAGUACAUUCUUCGAAGCACAGGAUGCCCUCUCAGCCAUCCAUCAAAAACUAGAAGCAGAUGGAACGGAAAAAGUAGAAGGAUCCAUGACGCAGAAACUGGAGAAUGUUCUGAACAGAGCAAGUAAUACUGCAGACACAUUGUUUCAAGAAGUAUUAGGUCGGAAAGACAAGGCAGAUUCCACUAGAAAUGCACUCAAUGUGCUUCAGCGAUUUAAGUUUCUUUUCAACCUUCCUCUAAAUAUUGAAAGGAAUAUUCAAAAGGGUGAUUAUGAUGUGGUUAUUAAUGAUUAUGAAAAGGCCAAGUCACUUUUUGGGAAAACGGAGGUGCAAGUUUUCAAGAAAUAUUAUGCUGAAGUAGAAACAAGGAUUGAAGCUUUAAGAGAAUUACUUCUGGAUAAAUUGCUUGAGACACCAUCAACUUUACAUGACCAAAAACGUUACAUAAGGUACCUGUCUGACCUUCAUGCGUCUGGUGACCCUGCUUGGCAAUGCAUUGGAGCCCAACACAAGUGGAUCCUUCAGCUCAUGCACAGUUGCAAAGAGGGCUACGUGAAAGAUCUGAAAGGUAACCCAGGCCUGCACAGUCCCAUGUUGGAUCUUGAUAAUGAUACACGUCCCUCAGUGUUGGGCCAUCUCAGUCAGACAGCGUCCCUGAAGAGGGGCAGCAGCUUUCAGUCUGGUCGAGACGACACGUGGAGAUACAAAACUCCCCACAGGGUGGCCUUUGUUGAAAAAUUGACAAAACUCGUCUUGAGCCAGCUGCCUAACUUCUGGAAACUCUGGAUCUCCUACGUUAAUGGAAGCCUCUUCAGUGAGACUGCUGAGAAGUCAGGCCAGAUUGAAAGAUCAAAGAAUGUAAGGCAAAGACAAAAUGAUUUUAAGAAAAUGAUUCAGGAAGUAAUGCACUCCCUGGUGAAGCUUACCCGCGGAGCCCUGCUUCCCCUCAGCAUCCGGGAUGGGGAAGCCAAGCAGUACGGAGGCUGGGAGGUGAAGUGCGAGCUCUCCGGACAGUGGCUCGCUCACGCCAUCCAGACUGUAAGACUUACUCAUGAAUCGUUGACUGCCCUUGAAAUUCCUAAUGACCUGUUACAGACUAUCCAGGAUCUCAUCUUGGAUCUCCGAGUACGUUGCGUAAUGGCCACGUUGCAGCACACGGCGGAAGAAAUAAAGAGAUUAGCUGAAAAAGAAGACUGGAUUGUUGACAAUGAAGGACUGACUUCUCUACCAUGUCAGUUUGAACAGUGCAUCGUGUGUUCUCUGCAGUCACUGAAGGGGGUUCUGGAGUGCAAGCCGGGAGAGGCCAGUGUCUUCCAACAACCUAAAACACAGGAGGAGGUUUGCCAGCUAAGCAUCAAUAUAAUGCAGGUUUUUAUAUACUGUCUGGAACAGUUGAGCACCAAGCCUGAUGCAGAUAUAGAUACUACACAUCUCUCUGUUGAUGUUUCUUCCCCUGACUUGUUUGGAAGUAUCCAUGAAGACUUCAGCUUGACCUCAGAACAGCGCCUUUUGAUAGUCCUAAGUAAUUGCUGCUAUCUAGAACGUCACACCUUCCUAAAUAUCGCAGAACAUUUUGAAAAGCACAACUUCCAGGGAAUAGAAAAAAUCACACAGGUUAGCAUGGCCUCAUUGAAAGAACUAGAUCAAAGACUCUUUGAAAAUUACAUCGAGUUGAAAGCAGAUCCCAUCGUUGGCUCCUUAGAACCUGGAAUUUAUGCAGGAUAUUUUGAUUGGAAGGACUGCCUGCCUCCAACAGCCAAGGAAACUGAAGUCCAGACGAAACACUGUCUACAGCCGUCAAGGAGCAUUUGGUUGACAAACUGGGACUUCUGCCUCUGCCUCCUAACACUUUUCAAAAGUAUAUCAUUUUUCAGCAAGCUAAUCAAUGUGCUUAAACUCUACAUUGUAUCAAGAGUCUAAAAAUAGUACAAUUAGCAUAAAAAGCUCAGUUUGUGGCUAGAUUUUUAAGUGUGUGGAGCAAGAGACAUCAACAAAGCAGUUUGUGUCUAUGGGAGCAAAUUAAAGGCAAUGUUAUUAAAAUCCUUAUAUUGCAGAGGAUAUUUACUUGAGACUUAGAUUCUUUUUGUAUCAAUUUACUUCAGUUUUCUCAUAAUAUCACAUACUAAUAAUCAAAAUGUUUGAGUGACAACCAGAGUAAAUUCAUAAAUGUAAUAUAUCUGAAAACCCAUUUUUCUUUUUUGAAAUUGCUGUCAUUUCUGGUUGCAAAUGGUGUGACAGCCUAUGAUUACAGUAAUAGGGACUUUAAGGAUUAUACAUAGAAUGCAUGUGACUUUUAGCAAGUUUGUGUAUUGAAGGAAUUUAAUAAGAGGUUUUAUGGAAUCACAAAAGCUACCUUCAUGGACUUUAAAUAUGAUGGAUAUGAAAGAAACUAAUAUUCUUGUACUCUACGGUCGGGUUGUAUUAAUGAAAAGAAAAAUUGGUGUGUGUGCUUGGACUUUCGUUUCUUCUCAUUUUCCUCCUUGGUUUGUGCUGGGGCUUCCUUUUUCAUAUUCUGCUAAGGAAAACAGGUUCGGCAGAUCAUUUAGCCUCACUGGGGCUGUGCUGCUCGUGGACACGUGGGCCGUGUGCAGCCGCACUGCACGUAAACCGUGGGUGACCACGCCGUGCUCUUGGUACGGCACGUGGUCUGGCUCUUCCCCACGGGGACUGGAGCACACUGAAGAUAACACACAUGCAGUGACCCAGUUCCAUUCCAGCCUGUGACCCAAGAGAAUGAGUGUUUAUGCCCGCCAAAAGACACCACCAGCUGCAUUCAUAACGGCUCUGCUGGAAAUACCUGAAAAUGGGAGCUGGGAAACAUAGAGUCGCAGAGUCGGCCUAUUUUGUGGGGUUUAAGCGUCCAUUGUUGAAAAUAAAAUGCCAGACGACAUUUUGCUUUGGUUCAUAUUGAAAACCUCAUGGAUUUAUUCAGGUAUUUCAUUUGGUCCAUUUUCAAAUGAAAAUAUUUUACAGUUUACUUACUGCUUUCACAUACAUUCUUGUAUGUUAUCUUCACACCAACCGUGUUGGGGUUAGAUACUGUUUUCCCCAUGUGGCAAAUUUUUAAAAUUUGGAGAAUCAAGAAAGGCUGUGUAACUUGCUCAAAUAAGGGAACUAGGCCCAACUUUUCAUCUCCAAUUCUAACUUUAUCACUCUUACCAAGAAACAUGUACAGGGCAUGGGUCAGACCACGGGGCUAACAAUACGGUGUCGUUUUGUAUAUCUUCAUGUUUGUAAAUACAGCAGACCCCUGUACGACAGAUAGUUGGGGUGCCAACCUGCUGUACAGUCUGAAAUCUUUGUUUACCCCCAGAAUUUAACUAGGAAUAGCCUGCUGUUGCCCAGAUGACUUAUUAAUAACAUAAACAGUCUGUUACAUAUUUUACGUAUAUACUAUAUUCUGUAUUCUUAAAGUAAGCUAGAGAAAAGAAAAUGCUAUUAAGAAAAUCAUAAGAAAGGAAAAUACAUUUACUACUCAUGAAGUGGAAGUGGAUCAUCAUAAAGGUCUUCAUCCUCAUCUUCACAUUGAGUAGGCUGAGGAGGAAGAGGAGGAUCGGAGCUGGUUUAGCUGUGUCAGGGGCAGCAGAGGCAUGAGAAAACCCACCUAUGGGUGGACCCACGCGGUUCAAACCUGUAUUGUUCGUGGACCAACUGGAAUUGAGUUUGCAAAGUACUGUGGGCCUUCCUCAGUCCCAGGUGCUGUUAACAGAGCUGAGAAGGGGCUCAAGGACCAUGGCCUGGUGGCCCUCCCCUGCUGACAAAAGGGCAGUGGCUUAACCCCAAGGAAGAAGACUGUGUGUGUAUAUGCACCUUGCCCUUCUGACAAACACCAACCCAUGAGGGAGAGUUUCCAAGUAUGGCAAAGCUGUGAAUGAACGAUAAAGAUACCAGGAAGAGUAAAGGGGUUGCACUUAUUUUUGGAUAAAGCAUCUGCACAACAGUGUACCAGGCACGAAGCAACAGAUGUGGCGGAGUGAUGCGAGUGAUCAUUGAUACUGAAGACGGGAGAACAGAUGAGUCAUUGCUAAUAGAAUCUCAAGAGAAAUAACAAGCAACAUGGAAUUCAGUAUUUGAAUGAGAUUUUCUUAGAAAAAGAAACAAGUCUAUGAAACGAGGCACUGUUCCUGCCCUUGCUGCCCUGAGCCUGUGGGCCUCAUUGGUGACAUCCUUGGAGUGCACUCUAAGCUGGCCUUGCAGCUUUAGAAACGCAGGCCCCUGCAGGUGAGCGGCUUGUCCCGCUCGGGCUGGGUUCAAUCCAGAUGCCCCCGUGCAGCCCUCUCUUGGCCUCACACUUCAAUGUCGUCAGUCCCAACAGGGUGCAAGGCCAGUGCUUUGUGGUUUUAGCCAUCUAAACAGAUGUGUGGCAUAUUCAAAAAUUAGUCUCCUUAAAUGUAUGCAUUUCUACCUAGAUUUCUUACUCUGUAAAUGGGACUUUAAAAUCCCAGUUAGCAAUUGGGUUUUCAUAUUUUUUUUUUGCCUUCCAUUUUAUUAUGACUCAAAAUUGUUUUUAAUUUCAAGGUGUUUUCUUUUUGGAAGGUUUUACGGCUAUUUCUUCAAUUGCAUAUGGACCCCCGCUAUAUUGAGAAUAGGAGCUAUACCCUAUUACUUCUUUCCCGUGCUCCACGGUAAUGACUGCAGUCAAAGGGGUGCGGGACCCGCUCAGCAGCAGGCACGGCACUGCCUGGCAUUUUGCACCAUCUUGCGUGCCAGGCCAUGGCAGGAACCCUUCCCAGCAUUCACUCGUGUAGCCACAGGGACCACGCAGGAAAAUAGGGGUCAGGACCCCAGCUGCUUCCAGACCUGCUUCUCUCAUAGCAGUCAUUGGUUUUGAUCUCAGCUCAUUAAAAUCUUUAAAAACAAAAACAAAACACCUUCUUGAAAUUGUGAAAAUCAACAGUUAACCCAGGCCUGUUUAUGAAGUAGUAUGUCCAGAAGUAACACCUCACAGUGCAAAACAAACGCAUUCAUCUGCAUGUAUAGAAUGAAUCCUGUUUUCUUGUCACUUUCACUUUUCUAACUGAAGUUUCCUUGUAAUGAAAAAAAAAUUUCUGACAAAAAACUAAAUUCAAACAAAUGGUUUGUCUGUUUAUAUUAAGUUAAUUAACUUUCUACCUUUAUGUCUAAAAUUCAGUGUAUCAAGUUUGUGAAACGUAUUCUAUGCUAAGUGUGUAAUGAGUUCUGUGACAUCUUAUGUUAGGAUAAUUCAUGGUCUGUUCUACACAUCAGACUUUACAUUUUGAAAUGAGAGGGGAGAGUUUUUUCCACUUGCGUAUAUUUGAGUCUUGAAAGCUGUUUGUCUAUGAAGUUUAUGAAUCUAAACUCUUAUGAAUAUAAAGUCUUUCUUACAGAUGGGAAAAAAUAAACCAUGUAACCAUUUCACUGUUAUUUUCACUGUUGGCAAUGUUUUCUCUUUUCUCGAGGAAAGAGUUUUCCUAUUGAGAUUGAUCACGCUGAUCAAUAAGAGAUCCUACUGAUGAAAGCAAUGAAAAAAAAAAUCCUGGGAUGGAAAACAGAAAGCAGGAGAGGGCGAAGGUACCCAUUCAUGUGCUACAUAGGAAGGGUGUCCUUUCCUCAAAUAGUCAUUGAAAAAAUCCACUUUAGGGCAAAAGACAUUUAUCAAUUUGGGAAUGAGGGCACUAAAACCUGACGAAGGGGAACUUAAAACUCUUUAGUUAGUCCAACAAGAGCUGAUUUUGCUGCAGAAUGGUUAGGACUUUCUCUCUGUUCUACUAAUAGUGAUACAGUUUCUGGUUAUCUUUUUCUUUUUUUUAAUUAGGCAGUAAUUUCGAUAAUGUGUGUUCAGAGUGUAAUUGAAUAGAUAAUUCACUUGAAAAAAAUACACCAAAGUUUUUUCAGUAGUGUUUCAGUUUGACAAUAAAAAAAAGUACAUUGUGGGAUAUUUAUAGUAUUUUUGAAUCUAUUUUUACCAGUAGACUGGGAGUGAUAACUGAUUUGGGGCAUAGGGGUUAAAAACAGGAAAUGUGGUUUAUACAGUAGGUAGUAUCUCCAGAGUUUCCAGGGUUGAUUUCUUAUAGUAUUGUCUGAAGAGUGUUAUGCGUCAAAACAACAUUAGGCCGAGUACCUUGAAAUCCGCCUGUGUUUAAAGGAGCCGUCUUUCCAAUUACAACAGGAAAUGCUUCAUGGAAAAGUUUGCAUUCUUGGUAUAGGUUAAGAUGGCAUAGCAGUUGUUUAUUGUAAUUACAACACGUUCUUCCUCUCCAGCACUUUUCAGACACUUUUUAUACAGUCAGAGUAAAUCUUGUGUCACUUCUAGUAAAUUUCCUUCAAUUUUCGUAUUAAAAUUUUAUUUUAUUUUCAUGAAAAGUUUUGUCAAAUAGCUGUUAAGAAUGUUUUAAAAUAGACUAUCAUAGCUGAGGAGGAGCAUAUAUUAGGGAUACUGUUAAUUACAGUAAUCAGAGAAUCCAAGUUAAGAGGAUAAAAAGGCAUGAAGAAAUAGGAGUAUAAUUCUGUGUGGCCUUUUGCAUGAUAGGUUGGCAGAAUCCAUGAAAACUGAAUAGCUUGAUUACCUUUGCACUCAGCAAUUCCACUUCUGGGAAGAUAUCUUACAUAAACUGUUGUAUUAGAAUCCAAGAAUCUAUGUUUAUUGCAGCAUUAUUUAUGGUAGUAAAUUGAAAGGCAACAUAAGUUCCCCAUAGUAGGAGAAUGGUCAAAUAGAUUAUGAUACAUCCAUGCUAGAAUACUAAGCAGCCAUCAAAAAUUAUAAGGUAGAUACGUAUGCACUGAAGAGCAAACAGGUUGUUUGCUUAAGUCAAAGACCUUCACAGACAACUUACCAAAGUAAAUAUGCAGAUGGAGAAUAAGCAUAUGAAAAGAUGUUCCACAUUGUGUGUCAUUAGGGAAUUGCAAAUUAAAACAACAGUAAGAUACCAUUGCACACCUAGUAGAAUGGCCAAAAUCCAGAACACUGAAAACACCAACUGCUGGUGAGCAUGUGGAGCACCAGGAUCUCUCCUUCAUUGCUAGUGGGACUACAGAAUUACCCAGCCACUUUGGAAGACAGUUUGGCAGCCUCUUACGAAACUAGACAUCCUCUUACCAUAUAAUCCAUGAUUGGCACCACUUGGCAUUUAGCCAAGGGAGUGGAAAAGUUACAUCCACACAAAAACCUGCACACCAAUGCUUGUAGCAAUCUUAUUCAUAAUUGCCAAAACUUGGAAGCAACCAAGUAAUCCUUCAGUAGGUGAAUAAAUGUGUUACGGUCCAUCUGGAAAAUGAAUAUUACUCGGCACUAAGAUGAAAUGAGCAAGGCAUGGAAGGAACCUUAAAUGCAUGUUACUAAGUGAAAUAAGAUAAACUGAAAAGGCUGCAUAUUGUGUGAUUCCAACUAUACGACACUCUGUAACAGGAGAAACUAUGGAGAGAUUAAAAAGAUCAGUGGUUGUCGGGGGUUACUGGGGAAGGAGGGAGCACAGAGGAGUUUUAGGGCAGUGAAGCUACUGUGUGUGUUACCGUAACGGUUGGUACCUGUCGUUAUAUAUUUGUCCAAACCUGUAACAUGUACACCACCAAAAUUGACCCUAAUGUAAACUGUGGAAUUUGGGUAAUAAUGACACAUGUCAGUGUAGGUCUUUCGACUGUAACAAAUGCACCCCUCUGGUGGGGAUGCUGACAGUUGGGGCGGCCGUGUGUAUGUGGUGGCGGGCGGGACGGCAUAUGUGAAAUCUCUGCACCUUCUGCUCAGUUUUGCUGUGAAACUCAAACUGCUCUAAAAAGUAUAGUCAAUUAAAAAAUUGUUAUAGAUUACAGAAUGAAAUUUAGCAAGUUUCAAGAAGAGAAUGUGUAACAUCUCAUUUUUUAGGAAAAAAAUAUAUUCAUAGGAAAAGAUCUGGAAGAACAUACACUAACCUGUCAAUAGUGGUUAUUCCUAAGAAGGAUGAAAGAGGAGUUUAUUGGGCAACUGUGUUCUUUACAAUGAGCAUUUAAUUACUCAGUUUUCUGAAUAAAAAAUUAAGGACGAA
Molecule: messenger RNA, 8929 nt
Organism: Homo sapiens (human)
Lineage: Eukaryota; Metazoa; Chordata; Mammalia; Primates; Hominidae
Gene: EXOC2
Product: exocyst complex component 2
Exons: 26
Coding region: 327-2870 (847 amino acids)
Biological process (GO): exocytosis
Cellular component (GO): Flemming body; exocyst; cell periphery
Molecular function (GO): GTP-dependent protein binding; small GTPase binding
Source: RefSeq, a predicted model, not a curated record